ACACAAAGAGAAGCUUAUAUAAGCAACCUAUUGGCUUCUUCAAGCUUUCAUUGAGACCUUCCUCCUGCCCUUUUUCUUCAUUUUAUUACUCCACAAAAUCGAAGCCCCUUUUCACUCUCUUUUUCUUUUCCCUCAUUGAAAACUGCACUCUCCCAGCUUUUAUUUUUGCUUAGAACAGAGAGAUAUCAGAACAUAUAUACAUAGAUUACGCCACAACAUCAGACAAGCCUCCCUCCAUGUCUGACUCUCCCCUGGCUCUCUGUUCUAUUAUAUCUCUCUUCCUUCCUGUCCUUCUCAUCUUCAUCCUCUUCAGAAGAAAGCAACCCAGGCUUAAUCUCCCCCCUGGAAGGAUGGGCUGGCCUUUUCUUGGUGAAACCAUUGCCUAUUUGAAGCCUUACUCUGCUACCACUGUUGGAGAGUACAUGGAGCAGCACAUAGCGAGGUAUGGCAAGAUUUACAAGUCCAAGUUGUUUGGGGAACCGGCUAUAGUGUCAGCUGAUGCAGGGCUGAACAGGUAUAUAUUACAGAACGAAGGGAAAUUGUUCGAAUGUAGCUAUCCCAGAAGCAUUGGAGGAAUCCUGGGAAAAUGGUCUAUGUUGGUGUUGGUGGGUGACAUGCACAGAGACAUGAGGGUUAUAUCUUUGAAUUUUCUCAGCCAUGCGAGGCUACGGACACAUCUGCUGAAAGAGGUUGAGAAGCAUACCCAACUUGUUCUUAGCUCAUGGAGGGAAAAUUGUACGUUCUCUGCUCAAGAUGAAGCCAAGAAGUUCACCUUCAAUUUGAUGGCAAAUCAUAUUAUGAGUUUGGAUCCUGGGAAUCUUGAAACAGAGCAAUUAAAGAAAGAGUAUGUGACAUUCAUGAAGGGGGUGGUUUCAGCUCCUCUGAAUUUUCCUGGAACCGCGUACAGGAAGGCCUUAAAGUCCCGGUCAACCAUACUGAAUUUCAUAGAGGGCAAAAUGGAAGAAAGAGUGAAGAGAAUCAAGGAGGGGAAUGAAACUCUGGAGGAGGAUGAUCUUCUGAACUGGGUUCUGAAGCAUUCGAAUCUUUCAACAGAACAAAUUCUCGACUUGAUUCUGAGCUUGCUGUUCGCUGGACAUGAAACUUCGUCCGUAGCCAUAGCUCUUGCUAUUUACUUCUUGCCCGGUUGUCCUCGAGCUAUACAGCAACUAAGGGAAGAACACAUAAAAAUAGCCAAAAUGAAGAAGGGAGCAGGAGAAACGGAAUUGACCUGGGAAGACUACAAAAGUAUGGAAUUUACUCACUGUGUUGUGAACGAGACACUUCGGCUGGGAAACGUUGUGAGGUUCCUUCACAGGAAGGCUCUCAAAGAUGUUAGGUAUAAAGGUUAUGACAUUCCAUGUGGAUGGAAAGUCUUGCCUGUGAUUUCAGCCGUGCAUCUGGAUCCUUCACUUUUUGACCAACCUCAACACUUCAAUCCAUGGAGAUGGCAGAACAACAGCAGCAACAAUAAUGGAAGUAGAAGUGGAAGCUCUUGCCCGAGUGGAAGCAACAGUGCAGCGAGUCACAACUUCAUGCCGUUCGGUGGAGGACCGAGGCUGUGUGCAGGAUCAGAGUUGGCUAAACUGGAAAUGGCAGUGUUCAUUCACCAUCUCAUCCUCAACUUUCAGUGGGAGUUAGCUGACGAGACCGACCAGGCUUAUGCAUACCCUUUUGUCGAUUUUCCCAGUGGCCUACCCAUCACAGUCCAACGUCAUCACUCUUUGAUUUGAUCCAUUUAUAAAGCUAUACAUAUUGCAGCAGCCAGAUAUGAGGAAUUAGGGGAAAUUAAUUAAAUAUGAUUAUUGUUAAUUAGGUAUCUGUUAUCUACCAAGUUCUUUAAUAAAAACGCGACAUGCAUGCGAAUAAAUUUUGUCGAAAGGAUUACACCACGUAACAUGUCAUGUUUUUGUUGAUAGAACUUAAUGACGAGGGAGCUUCCCCCGUGCGCGGCAAAAUCCGAGACAAUCCAAGGGGGCUGGUGGAUGAUUCAUGUAUGUACAAAUUCAAAGUUCUUUUGACUUUUCGCGUGAAUAUAACGAAUGGGAAGACAAAGGUGACUUGAUGCAGAGUCAGUGUAUAUUAAGCAGUAGGACCACUUUUACUUCUUCCAGCUCGAUCUACAUUUUCUUCUUCCUUCACAAUUUCUACUUACCCCUGCCCCACCAUGCACCUACAUUGUUGUACAUUUCAUAUAUUUCUCCCAAAAGACAGGACAGCUGCCAAUAGUAUUAAUUCAUUUAUAUAUGUGUGGGUGUGGGUGUGGGUUUGUGUAUGAUCAUGGUAUUUUGUUUUCUCCA
Messenger RNA from Prosopis cineraria, 2297 nucleotides. Its product is annotated as cholesterol 22-monohydroxylase CYP90B51-like. NCBI's taxonomy places the organism in Eukaryota, Viridiplantae, Streptophyta, Magnoliopsida, Fabales, Fabaceae. Gene Ontology annotation, molecular function: iron ion binding; monooxygenase activity; oxidoreductase activity, acting on paired donors, with incorporation or reduction of molecular oxygen. Bases 237 to 1730 code for a protein of 497 amino acids. The transcript is spliced from 8 exons. Gene Ontology annotation, biological process: sterol metabolic process. The record is from RefSeq and is a predicted model, not a curated record.